Messenger RNA from Monomorium pharaonis (pharaoh ant), 2144 nucleotides. RefSeq lists its product as uncharacterized. The coding region runs from base 1572 to 2027 and encodes 151 amino acids. Lineage: Eukaryota; Metazoa; Arthropoda; Insecta; Hymenoptera; Formicidae. The record is from RefSeq and is a predicted model, not a curated record. The transcript has 5 exons.
UAAAAUUUUUUUUUUCUCCCUCUUGUAUCUUUUUUAACGUUUUUGUUCGACAAACUGAAAGUAAUUGCAUGAUGGCUUGAUUAUAUAUGACCCUCCGCCCUCGACAUAUACCAUAGCGAGGUAGAAUCCCAGCAAACACAGCACAUUGCAGCAACAUUGUGGAAAUUUUGUAAUACUACUAUAAUGUUUCUACAAUGUUAUAACAUUGCCGCAAUGUUGCUGCAGCUAUGUUCCGUCUUUGCUGGGAUUGUUCUUGGUGGGAAACGUCGUAUUCGUAAUUUAUUAAUAAUUAUUUUGCUUCUAAAAUCGUGUUACCUUAUCAGGGGACUUCUACAGAUCGAGUUUACGAUAACGUGGAAAAGGGGAGCAUAAUUAUGUCCGAAUCCCGUGAUUACAAUUCAAAGAUAUUUAUUAAUGUAUCUGCUACAAUUGAAUUAGUCGCGUAACCCUCGAAGCAUCGUCUAUCGAAUCGUCCCUAAGCGCACGUAUUUUUCUCCGAGCAUCUCUAGCCACGUGUUCCUUUGUUCGCGUUACUAGGGCCGUAAUGCAAGGUCUACAAUGUCAGCAGGAGUAAUGGAGUAGAAGUAAGAAGUAAGAAAUAUGAAAUGAGAUUCGCCCAUUUCGUUUACUUCCGGUUUUUAAUUGGUCAAUUGUUACUCUUAUUCCACGCUUCAUUACUCCUGCUGAUAUUGUAGAUCUUGCAUAAGUAAAGUGACCGUUGCUAAGUGCAUCUUAACUCUAGCGUCCCUCGCUUCCUUUUUCCUGGGGUUUCUCUCGUUAUUGCGUUAUCCUACGCAUGCCUUAGGGCACGUUUGGGAACAUGCUAUUACAAUAGCGCUAUUAGCAUCAGUCUAUCCUUGUUCUACUUUUAAUAAGUAAUGAAGAUGGACUGAUUCUGGUAGCCCUGAUAGCGUCUUCCCGAACGCAUCCUAAGUAUGUCCUUUGGGGAGGGGGGGGAUGACUCUGAUUUUCUUAUCAUAUAUCACUCUUGAUUUGCUAAGAACGGUUCGAUUAAGAUAUGACGAUUUGAUUUCAAAAUAUUUAACAGUUAAUUUUAUCGCUUGAGACGCUCUCGUAAACGCUUCUCGAAAAUUCUCUCUCGUGUGUGUAUAUUAUUAUGACUUUUGGCUUUUGUUUUGUUUCCCUGUUUUCUUACGAAGAUGAUGCUAGCAAUAUUGUUUCAAACGAUUCGAUCGCGAGACAGAUAAAUAUUAGGACACAAAGAAUAUUUGAAUUCGAAAAUGUUCAAUAAGCCUUAAAAAUAUAUUUGAGGUAAAUUGUUUCAAAUCGCAAAUUGCGAGCAGUGAUUUCGCGCAAAAUCUUUAAAAUUAUAUAAUUAAUUUUUAAUUAAAAGUUUCUGUCUUUUUUUAGUACGACUGUGUUAUUUAUAUUUUAAAUAGAAAAAGUUUCUCAAUAAAUUAAAAUAAUUAAUUCUUAAUCGAGUCGAGUUUAAUCCAGUUCCUAAAAGUUAGAUUAGGUUAGAUUAGGUUAGGUUAGGUUAGUACACGCAGCUGAAUAGCCAAUUAUUAAGUAAAUUCAUUAGGCCAGUAGCGAUAUCUGAUUGUUGUCUGAUGGCUGAGAUUGCUGUAAUUUUUACGCGGCCAAAAACGAAAAUCCGAUCCGGGCUUGCACAGUGUUCAUGCAACUAUAAUGAGAGCAAGAGGGAAGGUAUUAUAUAUACUUAUAAUAAAGACGAUUCGAAGAAAAUGAAGUUCAUGCUCAAGAAGAAAAUAAAGAUGAUCCUCUGCGGCUGUGAUCUUUGCAUCUUUUUGCUUACGGAAGAUGGAGAGGUGUACUAUGAUAAAGGUCAACUGGGUUACAAAUAUGAUCAAGUAUUUGCAGACAAACAUUGUGAGAUUGAAUUCGAGAAUUUGUAUUUGAAAAUAGUUAAGAUAACCAGUGGAUACACACGCACACUCACACUAACUGAUUGUGGACACUGGAGUGGAAAUGCUUUUGGACAAUUGGGUUUGGACCAUAUAGAUAAUGUCUUUAAAUCUACAUUGAAAUUUUUGGCACGGUUUUGAGAUCCAGUGGACUGUCUUUUGAUGCUAUCAUCGAACGCAAGCUGCCCAUACUCUGAACUUCCCAUGACUGAUCACCUGGUUGGCUGUUUAAGCUCGUGGAUUGUGAUAAAGUGCCUA